AUGCACUCACCUUGCUUCAAGGAAGUCGAACAGGUAUGCUCCCAUGGCUGCUGCUCCAACCCCCUCCUCUUCGUCCUCCCAGCCACCACCACCACCACCACUGAAAAACGAAACAGCACAUCAUCAGCUUGUCGGAAAAACUUCGCAAACACAACCACCACCUCUUUCUUCGCAAACACUCGUUUCACCGAUCAUGAAUCCCUUCCUUCUUUCAAAGAGUCACUCGCUACUUUCACACGGACUUAUCCCAAGUAUUCCGAUACUGCUCGAGUUGACCGAAUGAGAGGACAAGAAUACUACCAUCUCUCGCUUUCCAACCGUAUAUGUCUCGAUUACAUCGGCAUCGGUCUUUUCUCUCAUUUACAGCUUCAGACUCAUCAUCCAGUUUCACCUUCUUCGAGCUCGAGCGACUUACACUCUGAUUUCCCGUUCUUCAGUACAAUUUACAAGUCUGUGAAUCUUAAGACACAGUUGGUUCAUGGAGGGGAAGGGUCGGAGUUUGAGGCGUCGUUUAGGAAAAGGAUCAUGGAGUUUAUGAACGUUUCGGGUGAUGAUUAUUCUUUGGUUUUCACUUCAAAUAAGUCAUCGGCUUUCAAGAUCGUGUCUGAAGCUUACCCUUUUCAAACGAGUCGGAAGCUGUUGACGGUUUAUGAUUACAAGAGCGAGGCUGUUGACGCCAUGGUUAGUGCUUCCGAGAAACGUGGAGCUAAGAUCAUGUCGGCGGAAUUUAAGUGGCCCAGAAUGAGGAUUCAUUCUGCGAGAUUAAGGAAAUUGGUGGAGAGGAAGAGGAAGAAGAAGAAAGCGAGGGGUUUGUUUGUGUUCCCUCUUCAAUCUCGAACGACUGGAGCUAGUUACUCGUAUCAAUGGAUGAGCAUGGCGCAGGAAAACGGGUGGCAUGUAUUGCUUGAUGCUUGUGCAUUGGGUCCAAAAGACAUGGACAGCUUUGGGCUAUCACUCUUUCGACCUGAUUUCCUUAUUUGUUCAUUCUACAAGGUAUUUGGGGAAAACCCAACUGGAUUUGGAUGCUUGUUUGUCAAGAAAUCGAUGAUACCGAUCAUGGAAGAUUCAACGUCUGUGGGGAUUGCCACUCUUGUUCCUGCAAAAAACUCAUCGUUUCAACCAGAUGAGGAACAUUCAUCUGGUUCAGAUUUAGAACUUCAACAACAUCAAAGUUUCCUCCAAACCCAGAAUCAGAUCGUGAUCCAUGACCAAAAGAAAAAAAAUUUAGAGAUCGAGUAUAGAGGAUUAGAUCAUGUCGAUUCGUUGGGAUUAAUGCUGAUCAGUACGCGCACCAGGUGUUUGAUAAAUUGGCUGACUAACGCCCUCACAAAAUUACAACAUCCCAACACCGAAACGAAGACACCCUUGGUCCAAAUCUACGGUCCAAGAAUCAGAUUCGAUCGCGGACCUGCAUUAGCCUUCAACGUUUACGAUUGGAAAGGGGAAAAAGUCGAGCCGGCGCUCGUGCAAAAACUCUCAGAUCGUAACAAUAUCUCUCUGAGCCAAGGGUUUCUGCAACAGAUAUGGUUUGCAGACAAGUAUGCCGAUGAAAAGGAGAGACUGAUCACCACGAAGAAGACUAAAGGGGGGCAGGAGAUCGCUGUGGUGACUGCUGCCAUCAAUUUUUUGGCUGAUUUCGAAGAUGUUUAUAGAUUGUGGGCGUUCAUUGCUCGUUUCUUGGAUGCUGAUUUUGUCGAGAAGGAAAGAUGGAGAUACACAGCUCUCGACCAAAAAACCAUUGAAGUGUAA
Messenger RNA from Lactuca virosa, 1749 nucleotides. NCBI's taxonomy places the organism in Eukaryota, Viridiplantae, Streptophyta, Magnoliopsida, Asterales, Asteraceae. The record is from the annotation of a GenBank genome assembly.